This is a messenger RNA of Neltuma alba, 2021 nucleotides long. Its product is annotated as two-component response regulator ARR11-like. The record is from RefSeq and is a predicted model, not a curated record. The transcript has 5 exons. NCBI's taxonomy places the organism in Eukaryota, Viridiplantae, Streptophyta, Magnoliopsida, Fabales, Fabaceae. The coding region runs from base 88 to 1827 and encodes 579 amino acids. Gene Ontology annotation, molecular function: DNA binding; DNA-binding transcription factor activity. Gene Ontology annotation, biological process: phosphorelay signal transduction system; cytokinin-activated signaling pathway.
UUCUCACAGGAAAACUCGUCCUUGGCACAAUUCUUGUUCUCUCGCAAUCUGAAUCCGACCGUACUGUAACCUCUUCCUCCAACAAACAUGGACAGUAGUUUCUCUUCUCCGCGACGCGACGCUUUUCCUGCUGGUCUGCGAGUUCUCGUCGUUGAUGAUGAUCCAACAUGGAUAAGGAUCCUUGAAAAGAUGCUCAAGAAGUGCUCCUAUGAAGUGACCACAUGCGGCUUAGCAAGGGAGGCUCUCAACUUGCUUCGCGAAAGGAAAGAUGGAUACGACAUUGUUAUUAGUGAUGUAAACAUGCCAGACAUGGAUGGUUUUAAACUUCUUGAGCAUGUUGGGCUGGAGAUGGAUCUUCCUGUCAUAAUGAUGUCUGUAGAUGGAGAGACUAGCAGGGUUAUGAAAGGUGUUCAACAUGGAGCAUGCGAUUAUCUCCUCAAGCCAAUUCGAAUGAAAGAACUACGAAACAUAUGGCAACAUGUGUUCAGAAAGAGGAUUCAUGAGGCAAGAGAAUUUGAAGGUCAUGAAGGAUUUGAGGGCCUUCAUUUAAUGAGAAAUGGAUCAGAUCUGUCGGAAGAUGGGAUGUCAUUUGCCCUUGAAGAUAUGAAUUCCAUGAGGAAACGAAAAGACUUUGAUAGCAAACAUGAUGACAAAGAAUUUGGAGAUCCAUCUUCCACCAAGAAAGCCAGAGUAGUCUGGUCUGUGGAUCUUCAUCAGAAAUUUGUCAAAGCUGUGAACCAAAUUGGAUUUGACAAAGUUGGCCCCAAAAGAAUUCUGGAUUUGAUGAAUGUUCCUUGGCUGACGAGAGAAAAUGUUGCUAGCCAUUUGCAGAAAUACCGGCUCUACUUGAGUAGAUUGCAGAAAGAAAAUGAACAGAGAUCUUCCUCAAGUGGGAGCAAGCGUUCAGAUUUGCCUCCAAGAGACACUGCUGGAAGUUUUGGAUUUCAGAACACAACAAACGGGCAGCAAAACGAUGUUGCAGUUGACAGCUACAAAUAUUCAGAUGUAACAUUACAGAGUCAUACCUCUGAGACCAAGAUUCACAACGGUGAUCUCAAGGCAACUGUUUCAGAUUCUGCAGAAGAAAAAAGAACUUUGUCUGGAAGCAUUCCUGAUACAAAAGUAAGUUCCCAGAUAAAUCUUAAGCAUUCUUCUUUUGGACCCCUUGAGUCAGAAGGAAGCCAUGCAGUAUUUGAUUGCACCGUCCCAUCGACACAGUACACCUGGAAUGAAACUCCAGAGAUGCCGCUCAAGAAAGAACACAAGUCAUUUCUUCAAUUGGAAGAUAGCUUCAGUCAUUUACCCUUGCAUGUCCCGCAGCAUCCAGUCCAGGUUGACCAAUCACAUUCAAUUGCUUCAGUUAGUUCCAACCCCUCUAUCACAGAGGGAGAGAUUGCUGCCUCCAUUGAAACUAAGCCAAUGUAUACUGAUCACAAAAGUGACUAUGCCAGUCCUGUGAGUUCAAUAGGGAGUGUAGUGGACAACUUUCCUACACAGUCCAAGAGCCUUAUGGAGAAUGGUCAACUUUCAGAACCCACUUCAACUAAGAAUUUGGACAUGAAAACUCAGGGCAUCAAUCUAGGCAUCAAUUCUGACCUGGCUUUUUAUCCCGAAAACCUAGUUUUGGGAGGUGAGGUGGCUUCGCUACCACUGGACGAGGACUUGCAUUUCUAUUGGCUGCAUGGUGAAUGCUAUAAUAUGAACUGGGGAUUGGAAAAUAUAGGAAUGCCAGAGUAUUAUGAUCCAGGUCUUGUUGCAGAACUUUCAAGUCACCUACAUGAUUCAGCAGAUUAUACUGUAGUAGAUCAAGGCCUAUUCAUAGUAUAGUCAAUCACCUUUCAUGCAUGAAAUGGCUACUUGAUGCUGUUGUUGGUAAUUGCAAUUUGCAUCUACUAUAGAAGAAUUUCAACUGUUAGGGUUGAGACAUUCAUCCUCUUAUCUGAAAGACUUGGAUAUGGCUAUUUGUAUAAAAUGUGAGUGAUGGCAAAAUUAAUCUUAGUAAGGUUGCUUCUUCAGGCUUA